AUGGCCCAGGAAAACCCGCGGUUCCAGACAUAUUGUCCCUACUGCCAAAUAUCGUCAAAGGCUUCAGCGCUACCCUCACAUGGCCUUCGAGAGCCUCCAGCAUAUGCGCCACCCAAAACGCCUAAAGGAUCUUUCGAGAAUGAGCAGCCCCCAGCUUACUCUAUAUCGGAACAACGAACGCCACCAACAGAGAAAGGUCGAGAGCAAUGCGAGGAUACUUUGCACUUCCUCGAUCUGUCCCAAGACACCAUACCUUCCCUCGCGCUCCGCUACAAAGUCCCUCAAAUUGCUUUGCGCCGGAAGAAUAACCUCUUUGCGGAUCACUUGCUUGCAGCAAGAAAGACGAUCCUAGUACCGGGCGAAUUCUACAAGGGCGGGGUGAGUCUGAGUCCGAAACCGCUAGAGGAUGAAGAAGAAGAGCUUCGAAAGUCAAAGAUUAGGAGGUGGAUGGUGACGACUAAGAACCCUGACUAUGAUAUGGCGUUAUUGUAUCUUCAACAAGCAGAAUACAAGCUUGAUGCUGCCGUCGAAUCUUAUGUUGCGGAUGAGAGAUGGGAGCGCGAGCACCCGCUUGAGAGCUCUUCCAGAGGAAAAUCUGCACGGCGGCGACAGUUUGGUAUCGGAAUCAGCUUGACAGCUGAAGCCUGCGAUACCGCCUGCGAAGCCCUCAAUGCCCUUUCAAACAAACGAUCAGGCGCCCAAGCCAUCUCCGCCCCAGCCGAUAGCAGCAAGAUCUCGGGCGUUGAGGCCUUACUGAGAAAAGUUGCAGAAACAACAACUCAUGUUGAUAUCUUGUUAGCGAACGCGGGAGCAACAUGGGGCGAGAAAUUUGAUACGCAUCCUGACUCGGCGUUUGCGAAGGUAAUGGAUCUGAAUGUCAAGAGUGUUUUCAAUACGAUACGAUUGUUCGCACCGCUGCUGCAGAAGAUUGCUACGGCCGAGAGCCCGUCACGAGUCAUUGUCACUGCAUCCACCGCCGGCAUCCAGGUUGGGUCCUUGGGCGAUAGUGCCACCUUUGGCUACUCUGCAUCCAAGGGUAUACCAUCCCAACAUCUCUUCAGGUUCACCUCCGCUGCUCUACCUUACCUACUGACAACGCUAUAG
Molecule: messenger RNA, 1104 nt
Organism: Bacidia gigantensis
Lineage: Eukaryota; Fungi; Ascomycota; Lecanoromycetes; Lecanorales; Ramalinaceae
Exons: 5
Coding region: 1-1104 (367 amino acids)
Source: RefSeq, a predicted model, not a curated record